This is a messenger RNA of Elaeis guineensis (African oil palm), 2308 nucleotides long. Its product is annotated as AT-hook motif nuclear-localized protein 15-like. Lineage: Eukaryota; Viridiplantae; Streptophyta; Magnoliopsida; Arecales; Arecaceae. The record is from RefSeq and is a predicted model, not a curated record. Gene Ontology annotation, molecular function: DNA-binding transcription factor activity; minor groove of adenine-thymine-rich DNA binding. Gene Ontology annotation, cellular component: nucleus.
ACGCGGAGGCGGUGUUCAGGGAAGGCGGGCGGGCCCGUUGAUCGAUGCCGGCCUUCGCCAUUGUGUCGAGAGUCGCGCGAGACGGUGACAUCCUCCCACUUCGCACCACUUUCUCAGGCGCACGCCACCCCAGCAACUCCACAGCAGCCCGGACCCAGCUCCAUUUGCUCUCUCUCUCUCUCUCUCUCUGAAGAGGUCUACGGGGAAGGCCAAUAUUCAAGAUGUACCCAACAAUCUAAAGGGGACGUCGGAGCGAAAUCAUAGCCAGGAAAGGAAAGAUUGAGAGAGAGGAAGAAAAAGAGGGAAGAGGGGUCAUUUAAUUUCUUCUCUCCUGGUGAUGGAUGGGUAGGACCUAAGUAUAAAGAGAGAAGGAUUGCUUGGGGUAAGCAAAGUGUCCUGGGACUUACCCAAAAAAAAAAAAGCAGUGUUGAAUCACUCGGAUCGGCCGUAUUCCGUGGAGUCAGAAAGCGGAGGAAGGAAGGCAGCCGGUGGGUUUGUUUAUGAAAGAGAGAAGGCUGCUAAUUGCCAACGAAAGCCCAGCUACUUCGCUGCUCAAAGGAGUGGUGGGACUUUCCAUCCAUGUGAAACGGAAGGCAACGUACUUGGUGCUGCUUCUAUUUUAUUCUAUUCUAUUCUAACCACGUGAACCGGAGACCUUCUGAACCUUUGCUCCUCUUUCUCUCUUUUUUCUUUCUUUUGCAUGCCCUUCAUCAUAUCGAAGAACUCCUUCCUAUAGUUUGCAUUUGGUUGGAAAAUAUUUCAUGAAAAACAGGAUUCGUGCAAGAAAGAGGAAGCCGAGUAGCCAGGCCUUGGAGUAAGGCUAGGCUUUGGAUAUUCUACCUGGGAUAUCUUCACGGGAACUGAACUGGAAGGUAGUAGCAAAGGAAGGUGAAGGUAGAAGAUUCCAGAAGAAGGUCGAGCCAGUAUAUUUAAAAUCAGCGGCAGCAAAAAGAAAGAAAGAAAGAAUCCAUCCAGCAGUUUUUUGAAUAGUGAUGAUAUUUUAGAAGAAAAGAAAGAAAUUAUAGAGAGAGCAAGAGAAUAUCAAGCAUCUAUCGUCUUCUCUUCCCUAUCUUCUCUUGUGUGAAAAUUUCUCGAGUCGACAAGCUGGCAAACCGGUGGUGGGCCGGGAGCGUGGGCAUGGGAGGGGUCGACCCGGUGGUCACCUCCUCGGCCGCCGCCCCCUCAUCCCUCCAUCUCCGCAACGCCACCGGCUCCCACCUCAGCCCUCACCGCCGGGAGCAGCAGCAGCUACAAGACCUCCCCGCCACCCCCAACAGCAGCGCCAGCAAUAACAACGAUAACGACAGCAGCGGCGGUGCCAAUGCUGACGACAACUCCCCCGCCACCGGCCUCGAGAUCGUUGAGGCCGGCUCCGUUAGUGGUGGCGGCUCCGGCCGCCGGCCCCGCGGCCGGCCCCCGGCCAAGAACAAGCCCAAACCCCCUGUUAUCAUCACCAGGGAGAGCCCCAACGCCCUCCGCUCCCACGUCCUCGAGAUCGCCAGCGGGACCGACAUAAUGGACGCCAUCGCCAACUUCGCCCGCCGUCGUCAGCGCGGGGUGUCCAUACUCAGCGGCAGCGGCAUCGUGACCAACGUGACCCUCCGCCAACCCGCCGCCCCCCCGGGGGCCGUCGUCACCCUCCACGGCCGCUUCGAGAUCCUUUCCCUCUCGGGGGCGUUCCUUCCAGCGCCCUCCCCACAAGGGGCCUCCGGUCUGGCCGUAUACCUCGCCGGCAGGCAGGGGCAGGUGGUCGGAGGGAGUGUGGUGGGGGAGCUUGUCGCAUCGGGGCCGGUAAUGGUGAUCGCGGCGACAUUCGCGAACGCCAUCUACGAGCGGCUGCCCUUGGGGGAAGAGGAGCCCGAGGAGGCGGCGGCCCUGCCGGGGUCGGAGGGGAUGCCAUUGCAGCAGAACCCGGGGGCUAACGGUGGUUCGUCGUCCCAUCAGUCGCAUGGGGGGAUGGAAGCGGACCCGAGCUCGUUGCCGCCGUUCUAUAAUUUGCCGCCGAAUCUACUGCCUAACGGUCAGCUGCCGCAUGACGUGUUCGGUGCUUGGGCUUCCUCGGCUCCUCGUCCUCCGCCAUCCUACUAAGUUCUUCUUCCCCAUACUAUUUUCCUCAUGAAAAGAAAAGAAAAAAAACAUUUAUGCUCCCUUUCUUUCAAGCUUUAAUUAGAAAUGUUUUCCUUGUUGAGGUUCAUGUUUUUAUGUGUCAUUCCAUUUUUUUUUUUUACUUGGCUAUGUGAUGUUAGUUGUAGAAUUAAAGGACAGUUAUAUUUUGGUAAAAUUGGAGGACAGUACUUUAAAAGAUUUU